Messenger RNA from Photinus pyralis (common eastern firefly), 1346 nucleotides. Its product is annotated as RING finger and SPRY domain-containing protein 1-like. Gene Ontology annotation, molecular function: ubiquitin-protein transferase activity; protein binding. Gene Ontology annotation, cellular component: cytoplasm. Bases 26 to 841 code for a protein of 271 amino acids. NCBI's taxonomy places the organism in Eukaryota, Metazoa, Arthropoda, Insecta, Coleoptera, Lampyridae. The record is from RefSeq and is a predicted model, not a curated record. The transcript is spliced from 4 exons.
ACAGAACAUAAUUGUUUCAGUUAUAAUGAAGAAUCGAAAAUUUUCAUAUCUAACGGUAAAUAAUUCGCACUUGAACGCAAUGCUGAACACUAGCGACGUAAGUGAAUAUCUCAAAAUUUCCCCAAAUGGUCUGGAAGCUCGAUGUGACGCCUACUCAUUCGAAAGUGUAAGAUGCACGGCCCAGGCUGAUUCAGGUGUCUGGUAUUACGAAGUAUGCAUUAUCACUCCAGGUGUUAUGCAGAUCGGUUGGGCCACUAAGGAGAGCAAUUUCUUGAAUCAUGAUGGGUAUGGAAUUGGGGACGAUAAAUAUUCGUUAGCUUAUGACGGAUGCAGAAAGCUGAUCUGGUACAACGCCAAAUCGGAACCGCAGCAGUUGCCUCGAUGGCAACCUGGUGAUACGCUUGGUUGCCUUCUUGACAUGGAUAACCAGCAAAUAAUUUUUUCGGUGAAUGGAAAAGAAAUACCGCCUUGCACUCACGUUUUUAGCAUGGCCAAAUCCGGAUUCUUUGCAGCCGCAAGCUUCAUGUCAUUCCAACAGUGCCAUUUUAACUUUGGUACCGAACCAUUUAAAUUUCCACCGAACUUGGAGUUUUCAAACUUUAAUGAUUGUGGUGUAUUGGAGCCUGAAAGUAAGAAGGUAAUGCCACGUCACAUUUAUCUGGACCAACUAAGACAGCAGAGCGUUAGAGAGGAUAGUUGCACCUUGUGCUACGACAAAAAGGCCUCUGUGCGGCUUAUUCCCUGUGAACACGAAGGAUUUUGCACGUCUUGCGUUAGUCAACUGACCGAAUGUCCCAUGUGCAGAUCAGCAAUACAUCUUGUUGUAGACGAUAAUACGUAACAUCGAUUGUUAUUUCUCUAUAACGUUUUUUUGCCGCCAAUGUUAAAUAAUUUUCUAUAGACUGUAUUGUUGUUGGCAUAGCAGUUUAAAAUAUUUACUAUUGCAUUUAUUUGUUUAAAGUUGUAUCUGUGUAUAUCAUAUGUAAAUUAACAACUAUCUCUGUCCCACAUUGAAAAUUUAGAAGAGAAUUCGGUCAAAAAUAUGGGCGUUACGUUUUUUGUAUAUACCUUUUAUUAAAUUUUGAAACUUAUGGAUUAAGGGCUACAAAAAGUUGAUAUUUUAUAUUAAAGCAGAAAGAAAUAUAUCAGUCUUUUAAAGACUCUAAAUAUACGAAAAUUCACUAUUUGUCUUUAUGGAAUGCCAAACUAUUGUAACGCUUUUAAUGUGUAUUUAUACUAUUCAGAUUUUCUAUAAAGAGUAUUAAUUAUUUUAUUGUAAAUGAGCCUAAGAUGUAUAUGUAUAUUAAAAUGUAUGUAUGUUUAGUUAUUGUAAAUUACCUUAUAAG